Molecule: messenger RNA, 615 nt
Organism: Gavia stellata (red-throated loon)
Lineage: Eukaryota; Metazoa; Chordata; Aves; Gaviiformes; Gaviidae
Gene: EFHD2
Product: EF-hand domain family member D2
Exons: 4
Coding region: 1-615 (204 amino acids)
Molecular function (GO): calcium ion binding
Source: RefSeq, a predicted model, not a curated record
AUGGCGGCGGCGGCGGAGGAGCUGGCGGGGCGGCGGGGCCGGGGGCCGGAGCCGGGGCCGGGACCGGGCAGCCCGGCGGGGCGGGCGGGGGGCGGUGAGGGUUCGCCCGGGGGCGGCCGCCGCGUUUUCAGCCCCGCCGGGGAGUUCCGCGAGUUCUCCCGGCGGCAGCUCCGCGACAUGGAGCGGCUCUUCCGACAGUACGACGCGGGGAAAGACGGCUUCAUUGACCUGAUGGAGCUGAAGCUGAUGAUGGAGAAGCUGGGGGCCCCACAGACACACCUGGGCCUGAAGAACAUGAUCAAGGAAGUGGACGAAGACCUGGACAGCAAGCUCAGCUUUCGGGAGUUCCUGCUGAUUUUCCGCAAGGCGGCGGCGGGCGAGCUGCAGGAGGACAGCGGGCUGCACGCUCUGGCCCGCCUCUCCGAGAUCGACGUCUCCACGGAGGGGGUGAAAGGUGCCAAGAGCUUCUUCGAGGCCAAGGUGCAAGCCAUCCAUGAUGCUAGCCGCUUCGAGGAGGAGAUCAAGGCGGAGCAGGAGGAGAAGAAGAAGCAGGCGGAGGAGCUGAAGCAGAGGAAGGCGGCGUUCAAGGAGCUGCAGUCCACCUUCAAGCAGUGA